CUAUUCUCACGGGGGGGUCAGAGAUGACCACCAGGUUAUUUGUUGCAAACCCCUCUCGCUAGGUAGGUAGCAGCCAUGCCUCUCAGGAAUCUCUGGCUUCUCCUGCUCCUCCUGCUCCUACUCUUCCACCCAAUUUCUAUGGAAAUGGGGCCUGCAGAGGGGCACAACUACCCGGUGGUGGUUAGCACCUGGCCCUUCGUGGAGGCGGUGAGAGCCGCUUGGAGGUCGGUCAACGAUCGUGGACUGUCGGCGGUCGAUGCCGUGGUGGACGGCUGCUCUGCAUGCGAGGAGCUGCGGUGUGACGGCACGGUUGGACCUGGUGGCAGUCCAGAUGAGAAUGGAGAAACUACAUUAGACGCUCUUGUUAUGAAUGGGGCAACAAUGGAGGUUGGAGCUGUGGCUGCUAUGAGAUAUGUGAAGGAUGGCAUUAAAGCUGCAAAGUUAGUUAUGGAAUACACUGAACAUACUUUGCUUGUUGGAGAGAAGGCCUCAGUCUUUGCUAUUUCAAUGGGUCUUCCGGGACCUACUAAUCUCAGUUCGCCAGAGUCCAUUGAGAAAUGGAUUAAGUGGAAAGAGAACAAUUGCCAGCCUAACUUCCGGAAAAAUGUCAUUCCUGCAAGCGGCUGUGGUCCUUAUCAUCUUAGUAAUGCUGCAUCAACGGCAGUUGAGAACUCUUGUAGACUUUCCAAGGGCAGGAUUGAUGAGGGGAAAUGGCCUGGAGGAAACAAUCUUUUGAGUCUUGAGUCAAAUUCCAAAUUGAUAAAUCUCCAUAACCAUGACACAAUCUCCAUGGCUGUAAUUGAUAAAGUAAAUGGGACAUAUAGCGUGGGGACAUCGACCAAUGGUGCUACAUUUAAAAUCCCUGGCAGGGUGGGUGAUGGCCCUAUUGCAGGAUCAUCAGCAUAUGCUGAUGAUGAAGUUGGUGCUUGUGGUGCAACUGGAGAUGGUGAUAUCAUGAUGCGCUUCCUUCCAUGCUAUCAAGUCGUCGAGAGCAUGCGGCGAGGAAUGGAACCUGAGGAUGCUGCAGCUGAUGCAAUAGCAAGAAUUGCCCGCAAAUAUCCACAUUUUGUUGGAGCUGUUUUUGCCCUCAGCAAGAGUGGCAAACAUGCAGGAGCUUGUCAUGGGUGGACAUUUCAGUACUCGGUGAGAAAUCCCAGCAUGGAGGAUGUGGAAAUAUUCACAGUGGUGCCUUAGAGAACAACAGAAAAGGCCAACAAUAAUGAACUUGGACGUCAUUGUGGUACCUUUUUCCCUUGCAUUGGGAAAUAGCCAAGCGCUAAUGAGCUUGUUACUGCUUUCUCAUUAUUUUGAAAAAAAGUUUGUCCAUCUAUGUCAGAUUCAGUUGCAGGCUCAUCAUCCACACAAGCAUGAACAGUGCCAAGCCUUGUCCCAUUUGUACAGGGAUGACAAGAUUCUUAUGUAUGUUGUGGAACAAUGCUUCUAAUGAUUACUAGCCAAAAUAAUUUUAAUUUCUGAUUAAACU
Messenger RNA from Elaeis guineensis (African oil palm), 1483 nucleotides. RefSeq names its product probable isoaspartyl peptidase/L-asparaginase 3. The record is from RefSeq and is a predicted model, not a curated record. Gene Ontology annotation, cellular component: cytoplasm. Gene Ontology annotation, molecular function: N4-(beta-N-acetylglucosaminyl)-L-asparaginase activity. NCBI's taxonomy places the organism in Eukaryota, Viridiplantae, Streptophyta, Magnoliopsida, Arecales, Arecaceae. Gene Ontology annotation, biological process: protein deglycosylation.